Molecule: messenger RNA, 569 nt
Organism: Paramecium pentaurelia
Lineage: Eukaryota; Ciliophora; Oligohymenophorea; Peniculida; Parameciidae
Source: the annotation of a GenBank genome assembly
UAUGAGAAUUGAAAAGUGUUAUUUUUGCUCUGGUCCCAUUUACCCAGGUCAUGGAAUAGUAUUUGUUAGAAAUGAUAGCAAAGUAUUCUUCAUUUGAAUAAUAUAUAGAUGUUUCGAUUUUGUAGAUCUAAAUGCCAUAGACACUUUAAAGCUUAACACAACCCAAGAAAAACAAGAUGGACUAAGGCUUUUAGAAAAGCAGCUGGAAAAGAGAUGACUAAUGAUAGUAUCUUUGAAUUUGAGCAAAAGAGAAAUGAACCCUUAAAAUAUAACAGAGAUUUAUAUAUCAAUACUGUUUAAGCCAUGAAAAAAAUAGAUAAAAUCAGAUUAAAAAGAGAAAACAAUUUUUGGAAAAAUAGGUAUAUUUUAUAGUAAUUUUUGCAGAUUAAGAGCAUAAAGGAAAUAGAAUCUAGAUAAUGUGGAGACAGAAUUGGCAAAGAAUAUAAAUUUAGUAUCAGAUAAGUCAGUUAAAGAAAUAAUAAAAUAAAAAGCCAUAGAAAAAGCUUAACUUAAGGCAUAAAAGUAAAAGAGACAUUAAAAGAAAGACAUGGUAGAAGAGGAAGCUUGAA